This is a messenger RNA of Telopea speciosissima, 2817 nucleotides long. Its product is annotated as aminopeptidase M1-like. The coding region runs from base 16 to 2679 and encodes 887 amino acids. Gene Ontology annotation, molecular function: peptide binding; zinc ion binding; metalloaminopeptidase activity. NCBI's taxonomy places the organism in Eukaryota, Viridiplantae, Streptophyta, Magnoliopsida, Proteales, Proteaceae. Gene Ontology annotation, cellular component: cytoplasm. The record is from RefSeq and is a predicted model, not a curated record. The transcript is spliced from 19 exons. Gene Ontology annotation, biological process: proteolysis; peptide catabolic process.
ACAAGCGGGAGGGAGAUGGAUCACAAAAUGAUGUAUGAACAGCUCAAAGGUCAGGUCAAGCUACCAAAUUUUGCAAUUCCAAAACGGUACGAUCUCAAGUUGAAGCCUGAUCUAUCGGCAUGCACAUUUGCCGGUUCCGUCGAAAUCAAUCUGGAUAUCGUUCAAGAGACACAGUUCCUCGUCUUGAAUGCGCUUGAACUUGUCAUCAACGAAGUAUACUUCAGGGAUUCUCAUCAACGGGAAUACCGACCUUCAGAUGUUACCGUAGACAAUGAAGACGAGAUACUUGUGUUGGCCUUUGCUGAUGUUCUUCCCUUGGGAGAGGGGAUUUUAGGGGUUAAUUUUUCAGGAAUCCUUAAUGAUCACUUGAUAGGAUUUUACAGGAGCACCUUUGUGGUUGGGGGAGAGAAGAAAAACAUGGCUGUUACACAAUUCGAAGCGGCAGAUGCGAGACGGUGUUUCCCGUGCUGGGAUGAACCUGCUCUCAAGGCUACUUUCAAGAUAACAAUGGAAGUACCAUCUGAGUUUACAGCAUUGUCCAACAUGCCAGUUAUUGAUGAAAAGCUUAAUGGACACUUGAAGACAGUUUCUUUUGAUGAAACGCCAACUAUGUCAACAUACUUGGUAGCUUUUGUAGUCGGCUUGUUUGAUUAUGUUGAAGAUAUAACAAGCGAUGGAAUUAAGGUCCGUGCAUAUUGCCCAGUUGGUGAGAGUGAGAAAGGGAAGUUAGCUUUAGAUAUUGCUGUAAGGGUGCUUGAUCUAUAUAAGAAAUUUUUUUCAAUGCCAUAUACACUUCCUAAACUGGAUAUGGUUGCAAUCCCUGAUUUUUGUUUUGGGGCUAUGGAGAAUUAUGGUUUGAUUACAUUUCGUGAAAAUGAACUGCUCCAUGAUGAAUUGCAGUCUGCUGCAGUUAACAAACAGCGGCUUGCAAUUGUCGUAGCACAUGAAGUGGCUCAUCAGUGGUUUGGCAAUUUAGUAACAAUGGAAUGGUGGACUCAUUUAUGGCUGAAUGAGGGAUUUGCAACUUGGGUGAGCUAUUUAGCCACUGACUGCUUAUAUCCUGAGUGGAAGAUCUGGAAUCAAUUUCUUCAACUAACAGUUGGUGGUCUACAGCUGGAUGCACUGGAAGAAUCACACCCAAUUGAGGUAGAGGUCCUACAUGCUCGUUCAAUAAAUGAAGUUGCCGACGCAAUAAGCUAUAAAAAAGGAUCUGCUGUUGUCCGAAUGCUGCAAGAUUAUCUUGGGGAUGAUAUAUUCCAGAGAUCUUUAGCUGCGUAUAUAAAGAAAUAUGCAUGGAAAAAUGCUAAGACAGAAGAUCUAUGGGAUGUUCUUUCUGAGGUAUCUGGAAUCCAAGUGCGUAAAUUGAUGGAUACAUGGACAAAGCAAAUGGGAUAUCCAGUCCUAUAUGUAAAAUCCAAAAAUCAAAUUAUAGAGUUUGAACAGUCACAAUUUCUUUCAUCCGGUUCACAUGGGCAGAAAGACUGGAUUGUUCCAGUUACACUAUGUAUUGGUUCUUACAAACGUCGCAAGAACUUGUUGAUAGAAACUAAAUCUGGGAAUUUGGACAUUUCUAGUCUUUGUUGUUCUUCUGAUGGCAGUGCUAGAACUUAUGAGUUAAAUCAAGAGAAAUGGGAUGAUGAACAGCUAUGGGUAAAACUUAAUGUUGGACAGACUGGCUUUUAUAGGGUGAAGUAUGAUGAUGUCCUUGCAGCUCGACUAAUGAAAGCCAUAGAGGCUAAUCUUUUGUCCUCAACAGAUAGAUUUGGCAUUUUGGAUGAUUCAUAUGCUCUUUUCGAGGCUUCUGAUCUGUCACUAUCAUCUUUGCUUUCCAUGAUGAAUGUAUACAGAAAAGAGAUUGAUUAUGUUGCUUUAUCAAGGCUAAUUGAUAUAAGUUAUAACAUUGUGAAGAUCUCAAGCGAGGCCAUCCCAUAUUCAUUGAAUGAGUUGAAACAAUUUUUCAAAAAUUUACUCUCUGCAAAUAAAUUGGGCUGGGAAACUAUAUCUGGUGAGAGCCACUUGAAUGUUCUGCUGCGGGGGGAGCUCUUGACCGCAUUGGUAGUCUUCGGCCAUAGUGCGACUCAAAAGGAAGCACUCAGGCGUUUCCAUAUAUUCUUGGGUGAUAGGAACACCCCACUUCUUCCUGCUGACCUGAGAAGGGUUGCAUAUGUUGCUGUAAUGCAAAUUGUUAGUGCAAAAAGUAGAACUGGGUUUGAAUCUCUUCUAAAUGUAUAUAGAGAGGCUGAUGCAGUUCAAGAGAAGGCACGAGUCCUACGUACACUGGCUUCUUGUCCAGACUCAGAUAUUGUUCUAGAAGUUCUGAACUUUUUGCUGUCUGAUGAGGUUAGAGAUCAAGAUAUUAUAUACGGACUUUCCGGAAUAAGCUCAGAAGGCCGUGAAAUAGCAUGGAGAUGGUUAAAGGAUAAUUGGGACCUCAUUGCAGACAGAUGGGGCUCUGGGGGCCUACUCACCCAAUUCAUACGAGAGAUUGUAACACCUUUUUGUAGCUGGGAGAAGGCUGACGAAAUAGAAGCAUUUUUUGCAACCCGUGUCACUCAUGGAAUUGCCAGGACUUUGAAGCAAAGUAUAGAACAGGUCCGGAUCAAGGCCAGGUUGGUUCAAAAUGUACAGCAUGAGCAAUCAGUUGACAAGCUGAUCAGACAGUUGGCAUUCAAGGAAUAGUUGUUACAACUGUAGAAGCAAGGCUCUUGAAUUUAUUUGAGUCCCCAACUCUGGCAACUUCCUCUUGUUAUUCACUAUUACCGGUUCAAAACAUACUUUGCAAUAAUCUUUCACUAUGUAAUACUUGAAUUUAAGGGU